CCAUAUUACGCAUCACAUACGCACACUGCGAGACGUCUUUCAGUCGUUUCUCCUCCACUUUGACACGAACCAUCCACGUCUUCACCGGCUAUCAAUCAAUCAACCACUUUCACCCAACCAGACAGCCGACUUGAAUCGAACAAGGAGACGAAGAAGACACGAAAUCGUCUUCGCCACCAUUCCCGAGCACGCCGCCAAUCGAUGAGCAGGAGCACCAUCAAACAGGAGCUGGAUUACGGCAGCAGGAGCAUGUCGAGAGCACCUUCGAACCACAGCCCCAGCUCUUCGCAGGGCGGCAUGACGGACUCACUCGCUGUCGAUACCUUCAUCGACAUGAAUGCCUUCAACGAUGGCAUGUCAUACCAAUCACCCUCGCUUUCACCCGCUGCCACAACCAAGGCAUCAUUUUCAAGGCCGACUCCCACCACAACCACUCCCAUCUCGAUGAUGUCGACGAGCCAGCCCCUAAGUGGGCCCAGCCACGACUACGACAUGUACAAGCAGCAGACCGGCAUCGUUCCUGGGGCUUUGGCAAACACCUUGGCUGUGAACGAGAACAACGCCCAGGUUGCGGGCGGGUACAACCCGUUCAACAUUGACGAGUACUUCGGAAUGUCAAUGGGAAACACAGAAUCUUCAUUCGACUUUAACACUAGCCCAUCACUCCACACUGACAUGGAAAUGGAGUUUGACCCGUCCGCAGACAACGGUUUCCUUUUCGGCACGACCGUCAACCCCAGCGCCAUUGGAGGCCAGGAGCCCAGCAGCGUCCCAUCUCCUUCGAUCCUCUCCUCCACAACCAGCAAUGUCGGCCGUGUGUGGCCUGGUAUGCAUCAACAACAGGCCGCCAUCGCCAAGGCACAGUCUCAACAAAGGCAACAACAAGAGGCACAGAUGUUGCACCAGAGGCAACAGUCUCAAAGCCAGUCGCCCAAGCACCAGCGCUCCAAGUCUGGUCAGCCUUCAGAUCCACUGGUUGAGCAGAAAAUCUCUCAACUCUUGCAGUCUAUGCGGGCCAAGCCCGAUGGACAGGACAGCCAAGAGCACAGUCCUGUUUUGCAACAUCCUCGCUCCAAAAAGGAGGAGGAGGAUAUGGACGAGGACGAGAGGCUUUUGGCCAGCGAAGAGGGCAAGAAGCUGACCAGCAAGGAGCGCCGCCAAUUGAGAAACAAGGUCUCGGCUCGUGCCUUCCGAUCAAGGAGAAAGGAAUACAUCACUCAGCUCGAGUCAGAGAUCGCCAACAAGGUUACCGAGAACGGUGAUCUAAGGACGCAGAACCGCGCUCUUAUGGAGGAGAAUAAGCGUCUGCAAGACCUGACGCGCAUGCUCCUUUCAUCACCAUCAUUCUCCGACUUCCUCGAUCGCCUUAGCACCAAUCCUGCGUCUGUUCCCCAGACAUCAGCACCGGCGCCUCAAGUCGAGCAAAGGCAGGAGGCCCGCCAGCUGCCUAAGGACGUGAAUCCUUACGCAGCACAGCAACAACGUCAACAAAUUGGUAUGGCCAUGAUUCCUGAGCAAAACAUGGAUUUCUCCAUGUUGACACUGGAUACCGAUACCUCGGGCUUUAACUUCCAGCCCCAAGUAUACGCCGUGCUCGAGACUCCCGAGAUCAUUCUGCCGCCCUCCGUUGAUACUGCUGCCCUGUCGGGCAAGGAGUCCAACUUUAUUGGUCAGCAUUUCGACUCGGAGGACGACAAGGUCGAAGUCUCUUCCAUCAUUCGCCACGAGCUGACCGAGGAAGAGAAACUUGAGGCACCUGCCACGCCUGUUAUUGUCGAUCACGAGUUUGACGACGACCCAAUGUUUGCUCUUUACAACGACUCCCCAGUAUCAGCUGAAUCUACCGAGCCUUUGGACACGAAUUUGGAUGAUCUGGUCGAGGUCGACAUCUUUGGGGGCAUCGAGACAGACAAGGCUUUGGCUAGAUACGAGCUCGUUGAUGCUGCUGAUGAGGAAAAGCAGGCUGUCCUCGCAGAGCUGAGAUACGCUCGUCUGACCGCAAGGUUAGAUGCCAUGAUGGAGCAGCUGGAGUCUUUGAAUUUCAUGUCUUAGGUUACAGAUGGGCUUAUUGGGGAGCCAAAGUUAAAGAAGUGUAAUAUGCAAUGCCUGCUCAGCAAGGUGUUGCCUGCCUGGUGCACAGACGCACCACGAAAGACAUCAGAAACACAUCUCAUUAUAUGGGAAAUUUUGGUUGAUAUAAGGCGCGAAUCAUCGGUUGGGUUGCAUUUUAUUCAGAACGGGUGGGGGGAACUCUUUUGCUGCACUUCCAUAUAGUUACGGCGUGACUGCACACUGGCAGUCUCCGGUAUUGUCCGGUCUAUGUAUUUUUUCCUAUGACGAUAUAACGACGGAGUUCUUUUCUUUUUUAUUCAUCGUAUCAGUUCCUCAUGCCUGUUUUGUGAUCUCAAAGCUGUCU
Messenger RNA from Pyricularia oryzae 70-15, 2416 nucleotides. RefSeq lists its product as uncharacterized. The transcript is spliced from 2 exons. The coding region runs from base 202 to 2052 and encodes 616 amino acids. Lineage: Eukaryota; Fungi; Ascomycota; Sordariomycetes; Magnaporthales; Pyriculariaceae. Gene Ontology annotation, molecular function: RNA polymerase II cis-regulatory region sequence-specific DNA binding; DNA-binding transcription factor activity, RNA polymerase II-specific. Gene Ontology annotation, biological process: regulation of transcription by RNA polymerase II. The record is from RefSeq and is a predicted model, not a curated record.